GCGGCUUCCGGCUCAAGAAGGAGCAUUUUUGUCUAUUGGCGGGGCCUUCCCUCGCCAGACAAGCACCAAGACAGUUACCACCUUCCACAGAGUAGCAUCCCUCCACGCUGUCCUGGCCGACACAGCCGUCACCCGCCUGAGGGUUGGCCACACACGCCACAGACUGUCCAGGACCCACAUGGUGCCCCCCACACACCAGAACACUCCCUGCUCCACUGCCCAAGAUUCCACGCACCAACCUCAAGGCAUCCUUAACCAGACUCACCAUCCACAGGCCAACACUAGAGGACCUGCUGGGCAGCGACACCCUCACCCCCAACACUGCCUGCCAAGUGUACCUUCCUGCAGAAGUCACCGCAACUCAGCAGGAUCUAACCCCUAACGCAUCGACAUAAUAACAACAUCAGCUAACAUUUCCCAGUGACACGUUGAGAACAACCAGGCCUUUGAACUGGAGCCACAGGCUUAGGCCUCUUCCAGAACACCAUCUGUGAGUAUCUGUGAGACAGGGCUCAGGAGGCAGUGGCCCCAACCAGCCCCAUAAGAAUAAAACACUCCAGAAGUAAGUGUUUGAUUGCCGUGAUUCUGAAGGGAUUCUGCUCGCAGUGAUAAUGCAGGGGGCCAGAGAGCUCUGGUUCUGAAACACUGCCUAUUCAGAGUAGCUUAAGACUGGCUCACCACCGCUGUGUAAACUGUAAACUAGUCCAAAGUGUAGCAGCAAAAUCACAAGCAUUUGUCAAGACCUAAACAACUGUAACCUAAUGUAUCGGACUGUACAUCAUGAUCUCGUGUGGGGACGCCCGGGACUGUGCCUUUUGGGCGGGAGUACUUAGAGCACCACCCGGGGGAGGUUGGCCUGCCCCCCCACAUGUGCCCCCACACAUGGACCUCCUCAGGCAGCUCAACACAGUGUCCACCAACAGCUCCAAGGAAUGGUGGGACAUCCGGCACAGCAAGGAUGGGCUGGCGGAGGAGGAGCUGUCCGUGAGUGGCUGCAGAGUGGUGUGGUCCCGAGGUCAGGCUGGCCGAGUGGGGUCCCGGUAGGUUGUCAAGUGCAUGACCUGAGACUCGGCUGUGAUACAUGCCAUGCUCGCCUCCUCCUACACCUGCCCAGACCAACCGUCCCUGCUGGGAGAACCUGUCCCUCAAGAACCCACAGGUUCAAUCACACGCUCUGCGAAGCUUACGUGGAGGAAAACUGGUCUCCCGGCCAGGUGGUCAUCAACCUUGUGGCCACGGACCUUGACGCCUGGGACCUGGGCAAGCUGAGAUACACCGUCCUGCACCAGACCUCAGAGGCAGCCGUCACCAUGAACAAGGAAGGCAGUUUAUACACUGAGACACCCCUGGAUCGCGAGUCCCUGCCCGUGCACAGCCUCAAGGUGUCCGUGAUGGACGAAGAGAUCCGGGCCAGCUUCACGGUGGUGCGCGUCAAGAACAAAAACCCACCAGUCUUUACGCUGCCGGAGUACCAGGCGAACAUCAUGGCUCCCAGGACGACCAUUCUUAAGGUGGGGGUGGACAUGGAGCUCACGAGGCCCCCAAAGGACAAGGAUAACCAGCAGGUCACUUAG
Messenger RNA from Eriocheir sinensis (Chinese mitten crab), 1574 nucleotides. RefSeq names its product cadherin EGF LAG seven-pass G-type receptor 3-like. Gene Ontology annotation, cellular component: membrane. The transcript has 6 exons. Gene Ontology annotation, biological process: homophilic cell-cell adhesion. The coding region runs from base 933 to 1574 and encodes 213 amino acids. Gene Ontology annotation, molecular function: calcium ion binding. The record is from RefSeq and is a predicted model, not a curated record. Lineage: Eukaryota; Metazoa; Arthropoda; Malacostraca; Decapoda; Varunidae.